This is a messenger RNA of Manduca sexta (tobacco hornworm), 552 nucleotides long. It is a transcript of the gene mRpS14, whose product is annotated as 28S ribosomal protein S14, mitochondrial. Gene Ontology annotation, biological process: translation. The record is from RefSeq and is a predicted model, not a curated record. Lineage: Eukaryota; Metazoa; Arthropoda; Insecta; Lepidoptera; Sphingidae. The transcript has 3 exons. The coding region runs from base 97 to 489 and encodes 130 amino acids. Gene Ontology annotation, cellular component: mitochondrial small ribosomal subunit; ribosome. Gene Ontology annotation, molecular function: structural constituent of ribosome.
AGUUAAGUAUCGAUAAGUUAUCAAUAGACCACUCUAUCUGAACCUUGUUAUGUUUUGGUAAAUUUAUUACAUUUUUUGGUUAGAAUUGAAAUAAUUAUGAAUUUAAAUAUAUCCAGCCUUGGAAAGUAUGUCUGGAAAUCGCAAAACCUAGCUGGUUAUGGAUAUCAGCAAGUAAGAAACAAGUGGGUUAACUGGAUGAUGGUUCGUGAUGUGAAAAGGCGACGUAUGAGCGCUGAGAACUUUCUGGAAAGAACUAGAGUCAACGCAUUGAGGAAAAACGAUGUACUGCCUGUCGAAAUUAGGGAGAUAGCUGACAAGGAAAUUGCAAAGUUUGAAUUGAAUACCCAACCCAUGAGAAUAAACAAUAGAUGCGUUAUUACUUCAAGGCCCAGAGGUAUAGUAAAAGAGUGGCGCAUGAGCCGCAUUGUGUGGCGCCAUCUAGCUGAUUACAAUAAGUUGUCAGGAGUCCAGCGAGCCAUGUGGGGAUAAUUUUAUUGUUCACAUAUUUAUUUGUAUAGUAGGAUUAUUUCAAUAAAUUUUAGUUGUUACCUA